This is a messenger RNA of Diatraea saccharalis (sugarcane borer), 402 nucleotides long. The record is from the annotation of a GenBank genome assembly. Lineage: Eukaryota; Metazoa; Arthropoda; Insecta; Lepidoptera; Crambidae.
AUGGACCGCAGUCGUUUACUGUGCGAUAUUCAACAUAGCGAUUCAGUUACUAGAAGAAACUUUAUAAUGUUUUCAUUAAAAAAGAUCGAUUCAUUUUUAUUCGGCGAAACAUUGACUGAAACUCUUAUGACAGCAAAAUCAAUAAACAAGUCUGGAAUCGAAUUAAAGGCUGACCCUUCUACAAAAAAUAUAAGUAAACGGCAAAAAAUAUCUAAUCAGAAUCAGUUAAACGGGAAAGCUCCCGGGCCGGCGUACAGGCAACCAGGCCCAUCGCAGAGGAGUCGCGAGCCUGCAUUCCCGCGCAGAUUACCUCCCCAAGGUAGUGGCCGCGGCCGCAACCGCUGCCGCCACCACCACCGCCGCCCGCCACCGUCUCAAACACAGGGACGACGUCGCUACUGA